AAGCAUACCUAUACUCAUCAGCUUCUACCCACAGCUUAUUAGGAAUAUUGUGGGAAGUAAAUGUCCCUCUACUCUCAAAACACAUUCCAUUUUUACACACACAAAAAAAAGAGAAUAAUGUAAAAUAUAAAAACAAACUCUGAAGAAGUAAAUUCAAGUUAGUAAUGUUACCAGUUGCAUAGAUAUAUAUGUACUAUAUGUAUGUGUAAAUGAAUAUAAUCCAAUGUUAAGUAAUCACUCCCCCUGUAUUGUGUUCCAGUCCUUGGCUGCAUUGCCCCAGACCAGGUGGGGAUCACACAUACCCAUGAGCACCUGUCCAUGACAUUUGAAGUGACUUAUAUCCCACCUCCACCAGGAGAUGAGGGCAAGGUCAACCUGCCAUUUGAGAUGAAAAACUUGGGUUGGAUUCGCCAGUACCCAUACAGCCACAAACCUAAUCUGAUUUAUAAUGAUGAUGAUAGUCAUGAAGCAGUUAUCCAAGAAUUGAAAUACUUUAAGGAAUGUGGUGGAGGAACAAUAGUUGAAAACACCACCCAUGGCAUCACCCGUGACAUGUGUUAUCUGAAGAGAGCGGCAGAGGAAUCUGGAGUGAACGUCAUAGCAGGAUCAGGAUACUAUGUUAGUGCUUCACACCCAUCUCAGAUGGAUGCAAUGAGAGUAGAAGACAUUGUGGAGGUGAUGAGAAAUGAUUUUCUCACUGGCUGUGAUGGGACAGACAUCAAGUGUGGAGUCAUUGGCGAGAUUGGAUGUUCCUGGCCUUUACAUGACAAUGAAAAGAAAGUUCUCAGGGCCACUGUAGAGGCUCAGACCCAGCUUGGCUGUCCAGUUAUCAUCCAUCCUGGCCGCCAUCACGAGGCCCCGUCGGAAAUUGUCCGCCUGUUGCAAGAGGAGGGCGGAAAUACUGGGAAAACUGUCAUGUCUCACUUGGACAGAACGUUCCAUGCUGAUGACCUGUUGCUCGACUUUGCCAAGAUGGGGACUUAUUUAGAAUUUGACCUAUUUGGUUUUGAAAAUUCCAAUUACCAAACUAACCCAGCCGUUGAUAUGCCUGGUGACGGAGAGCGUAUUCGUAGAAUUAAGAUUCUCUUUGACAACGGUUUCGACAAAGUUGUGAUAUCACAUGACAUGCAUUUCAAGCAUAGACUAAUAAAAUAUGGUGGACAUGGCUACACCCAUAUUCUUCGCAAUGUGCUGCCGCAGAUGCGUCGUCGGGGUGUGACCCAGGAGCAGAUUGACAAGAUGUUGAUUGACAACCCCAGGGAGUGGCUCACUUUUCUUUAAAGGACGUGGGCAUCUCAAAUUCUGGGGAGAGCUUAAAUGCUUUCUGAGAGCAUUCAUUCCAGUAGCAAGCCAGUGGGAACAUCAGGAGUGCAUUCAUUCACCAAGAAAAAAUGGACAAUCACUGAAAAGGAUAACAGAAACAAAAUUUCUAUGCAAAAUACCGGAAGACUCCAAAUUAGUUGGAAUUGCAACCACUUCCAAUCUUACCCUCUUGAGAACCGCGUAUCUUGUAAUUUUUUGCGAAGAAAAAUAUUAUUUUGCCGCAAACAGACAAACCAUAGGCUAACUUAGUCAAUGUUAAACCCAUGUGCACAAAUAAAGAAGUUGGCACUCAA
This is a messenger RNA of Lingula anatina, 1616 nucleotides long. RefSeq names its product N-acetyltaurine hydrolase. Gene Ontology annotation, molecular function: zinc ion binding. Gene Ontology annotation, biological process: catabolic process. The record is from RefSeq and is a predicted model, not a curated record. Lineage: Eukaryota; Metazoa; Brachiopoda; Lingulata; Lingulida; Lingulidae.